GAAAACGACAAAACGAGUAUCAGGAAGAACGUCAAUAAUAAAGUCCAUUACAAAUACAUCUGAUUAAUAAUGACUUGUAAAAGAAUGUUGUGUUAAAUUGUUUCUUUUAUUAUUUAUACGUAUUGUCUGUAUAAAAAAGUGCAAGUGCUCGAUGACUCAUCUAAAGUAAUGAAAGGAAAAGGAUAAAAAGCAACAAAACAAACACCUCAAGUAUCUUACUUAAUUAAGUUAUGUGCCUUAUUUUUAGAUUUUAAGGAAUAAUACACAUCAAAAAUGGAUGAUCGAAGAGUCGCAGAUUAUUUUGUAGUAGCUGGUUUACCAGAAAUUCCAGAGACUCUGGAUGAGACAACUUUAUCUGAGGGAGGAAGCUUGAAAGCCAGUCAUGGCCAGCCACCUAUUACAGAUAUCAGUGUUAUUUUUCCAAGUUUAGGAGAAAUCAAACCGGAUGACUUUGAAGUAAUCAGUAAAACACCAACAGGCUUAAGUGCAGAUUUGAAUCAUGGUAGUUUAAGAACUAUUGAAUGUUUCUUGUGUAUCAAAAGAGGAAGAGACAAACCACCUUUAGUUGAUAUAGGUGUGAUGUAUGAAGGUAAAGAAUGGCUAAUGGAGGACGCAGAAGUUGUGAAAAAAAGUGUCGGUGGCAACGUUGCAAAUGUAAAUAAUUCAGCUUCUCAAACUUUUAUCACUUAUAGAAGAGGACCAAAGUCAAUGCCUUGUAAUGCAUUGGUUGUGACAGAUGUAUGCGUAGUGAUAGCUAGCAAGGGAGAAUCACCACCUCAUGCUUUUUGUUGUAUUAACAAAAAUUUGAAUAAAGGGUUGGUCGGUAGUGAUGUGUUCUUAUGCUAUAAGAAAUCUAUGAAUCGUGCUACUCUUUUGACCUAUAAACCUGAGGUUUUAUCAAGGUAUCCCUUAGGAGAUCUUCCUGAAUUUCCAUUUCCUGAUUCUGUGCCUUUAUUUUGUUUGCCGAUGGGUGCAACGUUGGAGAUGUGGCCUAAAGAAGCCACCCAACCAAAACCCGUUUUCAGUACCUUCGUAUUGACAGUUUCUGAUGCUAAACACAAAGUGUAUGGAUCCGCUGUUACUUUCUAUGAAAGAUUCUCGGAGAACAAGUUAACUCAAAAACAAACAGAGCUGCUAAAUUAUGAAGAAGACUCGGAGUUUGCUCUACAUGCAAAUAAAUCGAUAUGUGUCUUAUCACAUUGGCCUUUUUCUGAAGAUUUUGAAGUUUGGCUGAGAUGGUUGCAUGGUAUUGCUACGAGCGGUAAACCUCAACCUAUUCCAAUUGAAAGAUACAUAACUCAACUAUUGGAUGAAGUACAAUUUCCUUCGCCGAGGAUAUUGCUCCAAAUGUCACCACACAACAGCAAAGAUAGAGUAAUCUUGACCCAACCCGAAGAUUUGCCUUUACCUAGAAGUGCCGCAAGUUUUAAACACCUGUUAAUCAACUUGGGACCGGAAAAUUGUUUACAAGUAUUACUUUUGAUGUUGACCGAACAAAAAGUGUUAAUCCACUCCUUAAGACCGGAUACUUUGACCAGUGUAGCUGAAGCCGUUUCGACAAUGUUCUUUCCGUUUAAGUGGCAGUGUCCAUAUAUACCUUUAUGUCCACUUGGACUUGUUGAAGUACUUCAUGCACCACUACCAUUCCUCAUAGGCGUCGAUUCCAGAUUUUUCGAUCUGUAUGAUCCACCAACUGAUGUCAGCUGUAUAGACUUAGAUACAAACAUUAUUACCGUUGCUGAAAGUCAACGGCAAAAUCUUAAUAUUAAACUACUUCCCAAAAAGGCUGCUAAGAUUCUUAAAUCAACUCUGGAUUAUCUUUACUAUCAGUUACGAAACAGUACAACUAACAACGCAUCAGAUGCCAAUGUACAGGACGACAUCGAAUUAGAAUUUCAAAGAAGAAAGAAACAGCAAUCGCAAGAGCUAGAAAUACAAGAAGCCUUCCUGAAAUUUAUGGUUUUAUCUUUAAAAGGCUAUAGAUCAUAUCUUUUACCUAUUACAAAGGCCCCUACAGUUGGUACAACUGAUCCGGAAGCCUUGUUUCAACUAAACGAUUUUCUAAAGAGUAGAGAUAAAGUUAAUCAUAGAUUUUUCACAUUAGUUAUGAGAACACAAAUGUUUAUAAGAUUUAUCGAAGAAAGAAGUUUCGUAGCGGACGGUGACCAAGGUUUGGCAUUUUUUGAUGAUUGUAUAGAAAAAAUCGGACACGAAGAAAACAACAGUUUCCGUUUGAUAGAACUUGAUUCUGUUCACAAGAGCGAUCGGACAGUGUUUGUUUUACCUCCAGAACCCACUGCACCUGGUGAAAUGUAUGAAUACAAACAUUUCAAUCUAAGGGCAGGUCUUCUGAUUGGGCAUGGUAAAAGGAAAAAUCCUUUAUCUUCUCUAUUCCAAACGAUAACGCCAGGAUCGCCGAUGGCCAGGAGGACAAAGCAGGAGAUUAAAUCUGCUCAAAAGUUGGCUCGGAAAUGUUUGCGUUCCCCUGAUCUUUGGGCACGAUGCCUCUGCGGUACAUGCCACACCUUAUAUUUUAUGAUAUUGCCAAGUAUGUUGCAUCUAAAUGCCGGAAAAGAGAAGGCCAUAUUGCAACAAUCGUAUGAACUACUUGUCAAAGCAACCAAACUAAGAUUGACCUGUGAUGAAGUUUGCUAUCGGUUGAUGAUGCAGCUGUGUGGGGAACAUUCCAGACCGUUGUUAGCUGUUAAAUUGUUGGUGUUGAUGAAGAAAUUUGGAAUUCAGCCGAACGCUCUUACUUACGGUUUAUAUAACCGUUGUGUAUUAGAAGCAGAGUGGCCCGCUCAUUCAAGUUCGAGUCAGUUGUUGUGGAAUAAAUUAAGGAACGUUGUUAUCGGAGCGGCUCAUUUCAAAUGGGCAGUUCGAAAGAAAUCUGCAAUCCAUAUGUCAGCGUCUACUGAAGGAGGGAGCAGUCUUUUGGAUCAAACAGAUCGUGCAAUAUCUCGAUCAUCCUUGGAUUCGCACGAAGCGAUUCGGGAGGACCAUCCUCCCCUACGGAGAGGUACCAGCAUUAUUAAAGGUAGUCUUAACGGACUAGAAGAAGUGGAUGGGUUAGAAACUAUUAACGGAAACGAGCAGGAGGAAGAGCAAGAAGCGGAAGUCACGCUGAAGCAAAAUGGUGACAUUGAAGAAGAAGAACAAUCGACUGAAAAGGAACAGACUGAAAAGAAAAUCGUUCCUACUCCUGAUAGUCCGUCCGAAUAUAGACUUUUGUCCAGGUCUGAAAGUGCUGCUGACGCAAAUCUUUUAGAUCAAAUACAGGCCAACAACAAAAGAAGUUGUUCGAAAGCAUUAAACUUUAAUAAUAAUGGCACUGAUGAAAAAGAAGAAAUCGAAUACGGAGAUAAUGAAAAUAACAGUCCUGGAAAGGUGUCUCGUGAAGUGAUAACAGAAAAUGAUCCACUAGGCGCUUUUACCGUUCCGCUUGAAGAAACAGCCUCCACUCAACCGUCCCAAACUGCAGAUUCUAGCUAUACCCGGAAUUCUUCUAAUCUUUCUAUCGAACCCGUCCUUUUCCGAUCAUCCGUUCAGCGAUCAGCCACCUUCGAGGGAAGUCCACCAUCGCAAAAUAAACUACAACGUUCUGAGACUGUGCCUGCAGCUACGGUUGCUUCGAGUUUGGCCAGUUUCGGAUCAAGUUUGAAGCUUGGAUUUAGCCGCUAUUCACCAUCACGCCUUUCCCUGCGCAAAGCUGAUCUGAAAAUGCCGCAUCAGUUCAUUGAGAAUGCCUUUAAUAACUUCGGUCCAAGUAGUUUAACUAGUAAAAAAUCCAACGAACUAAUACAAGGUGGUCUCAGUUCGAUCAAAUCGGCGGCCACUACAAUGGUAAAGAAGAUGGAAGAAAUCAAAGAAGCCAUAUCAACGUCCACCAAUUCGACACCUGUUAAAGUCUUGACGGGUGACAGACUGGCGACUGGAGACGCUCCUGAAGGUACGGAAGGCGAUUCGAAUGAUGGAAGUGAUUGUGGAGACAGACACAGAAAGAUUUCCACUGAAAUGAGCAGUUAUAGAGGAAGCGUAACCAAUUUGAAGGAGUACGAUGAAAUUCUGCCCGAGAGUCUGUUUCCAAUGCCGAAAGAGGAUAAAACUGAAAGUGAAUUAGACAUAACCUUAACUACGUGCUCACAAUGCCACAACUGCUCGUGUCUUCUCUACGAUGAAGACAUCAUGGCAAACUGGUCACCGGAAGACUCCAACUUAAACACAGUAUGCCAGAACUGUAACAAACCGACCGUCCCGUUUUUGACUGUUUCAAUUACCGGCCCAGAUAUCGAACCGUGCGAUCCGUUUAGCAUACCAUACCUGAACCCUCUCGUUUUAAGAAAAGAACUGGAAAACAUUUUAACACAAGAAGGUGAUUUGUGCUUAUCGGACUACAAGUUCGUCGAUGAUCACCCGAUUAUUUAUUGGAAUCUCGUGUGGGUGUUCGAGAGGAUCAACGUCCAGACGCAUCUCCCGAAUUUAUAUUUGAGAAAAAAGGCAUCCUCUGAAAAUACUGGCAGCAGCAAUAAACUUAACGUGGAGAAUGGUGAUAGGUUAUCAGGCGGAACAACUUCCAUGGAACCAGUUGAAGAGGGAACUGAUCCUUUGACUCAGGAGCUCACGGCUUUGGCACAAUUGGCCGCUCAAGUCCAUUUGCGAUGCCACUGGGAUGAGCCUGGUUUACAUAUUGACGGUCCUCCUAUGUACAUGUUGUGGAAAAUGAGAGAUACUUCCCAGUUUAACUCUAACGGAAGGAGCCUAAUUACAAAGACGUUUAUGCAGCAGAUCAUAAACUACAUACGUGUAAGUGACCUAGCGGAACCAGUGAGGACUUUAUCUAAAGAUAGAAAAGAAGACGAAAACAACAAGUGCAACUCAAUCUACAGAGACAUUCUAUUUUUAGCUUGCAAAGUAUUAGGGCGGGCUCAGAUCGAUAUUAACACGUUUGACAAAGAGUAUGCAGCAGCCUAUUCUAGGGCAACAGAAAGACAAUACAAGCUUUAUCCGCAGGAUAAACCCAUCAGUUUAUCGGCUCUUUAUUGUAGACAAUAUUUCAGACCUCUAACAUUGCCUUGAGUUUUACUAGUACAGGUUUUCUGUUAAAAGUUAGGUUGUUAUCACGAAAACGCUGUAUCUGUGAGACACAGCUGUCAAAUCAAACUCGGCUCCAUUUAUGCGGGUGGAGCGUUAGCAUAUAUUUUAUAAUUAAUUGUUUGUACAAAGAUAAUAUACAUAUCUAAUAAAGAAAUAUAUG
Messenger RNA from Diabrotica balteata, 5254 nucleotides. NCBI's taxonomy places the organism in Eukaryota, Metazoa, Arthropoda, Insecta, Coleoptera, Chrysomelidae. The record is from the annotation of a GenBank genome assembly.